UCACCAAGGGUCUUGCGCUUAACAAACGAUGACACAAAUUUGGACCCAUACAUCCGAACUUGGGCGGUGACUACCUUAUAAAAGUAUGUCAUCUCCGAACGAGAUCCGACCAUGACGAACUUCUACUAGUACCUGCACAUAUGGCAUGAAGUUCGUUACGUCCUCUUGGCAGCGCAUGUCUCUCUCCCCCUCAUCACUCCCCAGUACAUACAAUGGGUAGGGUAAUCUCAUACAGGUCCAUCGCAAUCAUCCUGCUUGCUUGUAUUCUAGGGGUCACCCUGCGAAACGUCGUAUUUACGCCGCCCGAUAACAACAUACUGGAUUUGGACUCUCCCACGUCGCCGCACCCUCCCGUAUUCGAUUACUACUACCCAGAGGAUGAUCCACUCUCGGUUGAUGAUACGGUAGACAUUGGCUUAUUAGUGCAGGAGGAACCUCAGCCCCCUCCGCUUGGUGAUCACCAUUAUGGUGAUAAUGGAUUGCUCGUGGUUAACCCAGAUGGACCUCAUCCCAUUUUUGAGCUUAUAGAGCGAGCAGAAGAAGCUUGGGAAAAAAAGCUUGGUCGCGCGAGUAAGACGCUAGGCGAAGCUGUUGCGGAAUAUAAACGAAGAUACCAUAGGCCUCCUCCUAUUCACUUCGAGAGAUGGUGGGACUAUGUAGUGACGCACAACGUCCAACUUCCAGACGAAUACGACGAGAUAUAUCAAGAUUUGGAGCCUUUCUGGGAGAGCAACUGGAGGACGCAGUUCAAUACUAUUGUUAUUGCAAAAACAGAACAACGCCCCUCCGUCGAGGUCGCCGACUACAAUUUACCAGAAGAUGCUACCGAAAGGCUCCUUGGUCGCAUCGACAAUGUACUACGACUCCUCCAGGAUAUAGAACAUCUUCUCCCUCCUUUCCGCGCUGUUUUUUCACCUCACGACAAUCCCAGUAUGCUAUCAGACCAUGGCGUCAAAUCCAAGGCACUUGAAGCGGCUGCUACUCACUCCACUCUAAAACGGAAUGAAUUACCCCCAGUGCAGCGAUCCGGAUGGCUUUCUGCAUGCCAUCCAUCUUCUCCCGCGUGGCACAACCCUAUUGAUCUCGAUAAACCCGCAGAGCGCCCAUCUCACAAAACCUUUAUUUCCGACCAUCGCCUGUCUAUGGACCCGUGCCUGAAUCCUACCCUUCUCCGCAGCCACGGUCAAUUCCUAUCGCACGACAAUGGGCCAGACCCUCAGAGCACACUAGUUCCGCGUUUUUCCUUCUGUUCGACAGUGGUUCACCAUGAUAUUCGACCGGCUGUUCCCUAUGGCUGGGUCGAGGACCUUCCAGAGUCAGACAAUCCGCCGUGGGAAGAGAGGGUAGACGAAAGACUACUCUGGCGUGGUACGAAUACUGGCAUCUUUCACGGCGUUCAUACCCGGUGGCGACAGGGGCACAGAGACCAUCUGAUACAGUUUGUCAACGAUGUGGCGGGAACGACGGAUGUGCUUCGUUCGCCUCUGAACGCUUCUAAACCUGUCGGGGAACCGGUACCGUUGCGCAAGGCACACCUCAAUCCUGCGUUGAUGGACAUUCAAUUCGCCGGAAAGGCAGGUUCCUGCGCACCAAACCUCUGCGAUGAGCUGGAUAGACUUUAUGACUGGAGAAAAAUGCAGACGCUCCAAGAGGCUGGCCAUUAUAAAUAUGUUUUUGAUAUCGAUGGGCACGGGUGGUCAGGACGGUUUAAGCGCCUCAUAACAUCAAACGCCCUUGUAUUUAAAAACACGAUAUAUCCCGAGUGUUGCACCCUGGGUGCACUAUGUACCUGUACAGAUCGGAUCUGUCUGAUUUGUACGAUACGUUCACUUUCUUUCCGUGGCGGACUCGAUGGAGAAGGCGCACAUGAAGACUUGGCGAAAAAAAUAGCAGCUGCAGGACGCGAAUGGAGCCAAACGUACUGGAGGAAGGAAGAUCUGACAGCAUAUACGUUCCGUCAUCCUUACCAGUUGAUUCAAGGUUUGCUCCUCGAGUAUGCACGCGUCUCCAGUCUCGACCGCGAUGCGAAUGACAUAUAAAGAAGACUUGAACUCGUAGUACUGCGCAACGUUGUACUUGUAACUUAUUGUUGAAAACUUGGAUUUGGUCGUGUCA
Messenger RNA from Suillus subalutaceus, 2115 nucleotides. RefSeq lists its product as uncharacterized. The record is from RefSeq and is a predicted model, not a curated record. The transcript is spliced from 7 exons. Lineage: Eukaryota; Fungi; Basidiomycota; Agaricomycetes; Boletales; Suillaceae. Bases 213 to 2039 code for a protein of 608 amino acids.